Cyanidioschyzon merolae strain 10D is the source of this 1569-nucleotide messenger RNA. RefSeq names its product similar to GTPase activating protein. Bases 1 to 1569 code for a protein of 522 amino acids. Gene Ontology annotation, biological process: COPI coating of Golgi vesicle. The transcript has a single exon. NCBI's taxonomy places the organism in Eukaryota, Rhodophyta, Bangiophyceae, Cyanidiales, Cyanidiaceae. Gene Ontology annotation, molecular function: GTPase activator activity. The record is from RefSeq and is a predicted model, not a curated record.
AUGGAGUCCGCACAACCUCUACCUCUGGCGGAGAGUAGGGCGCUUUUGACUCGGCUGCGAGCGAGACCGGAGAACAGGUUCUGCUUCGACUGUGAGGCACACCACCCGACUUGGGCGUCAACCUCGUAUGGCAUAUUUCUCUGCAUAGACUGUGCCGGACUCCAUAGAAACCUCGGGACGCACCUGAGCUUUGUUCGAUCGACGCUUAUGGACUCGUGGACGCCUGAACAGCUGUGGCGCAUGACUGCAGGCGGUAACGAACGAGCGCGCAGCUUUUUCAAGGCGCACCAAGCGCCAAUGAGUGGUUCGCUCUCGCAAAAAUACUCAUCAAGAGCAGCGUACCUGUAUAGAGAGCGGCUCAGCCGCGAAGCAGAGCAGGUUCGUUUGGCACACCAGGACACCCUGGGGUGCGUCGGUGUCGCUCCGGAACCCGCACCGUCAACGCCCAGCGCACCGGAGCAGCCGCUGCAAUCAAAGCGCUCAGGCCAACGAGAGGCUGCAGUUGCCAGGCAGGUAGUCCCUGAAACAGUGGAUGCAACCCAGACGGAGCUGAGAACGGCGACUACCAACGGUGCGGGAAGCGGAGAUCGCGACGCCGUGCCAUUGCAGCCGUCGAGUAGCACAUCUGUUGGGGCAAGAACUGAAGAGCGUUUCUCGCAGUCGACUGCAAGCACUUUGUCCGAUGAUGCCACGCGGUUCGUCACAGCGUCAGUGGCAGGGAAUUUGUCGCAAACGAGAACAGGUGCGUCCAUGAAUGGGGCACCAAACUGGACAAGUAGGUCCGCAGCGCCCCGACGAACCGGGUCUCAUGGGUUGGGUGCUCGACGACUCGGGCCAAGUUUCAGUGCUGGCUGCAAAAAUACGAGUACGAACAUGAGUAAUGCCGUUCAGAUAGAGCGUCCAUCCGGUGGAUCAGUCAGCGCUGGUACCGCCAUGGCGUGCUCUGCGAGCGGAAGCGCUGCGCUGCCCCAAGGAAGCAGCAGAGAUGCCUCUACGCCAGUGUUUGAAGCACAGCGCACUGGGACGACGCCGCCAAGGGCAUCGCUUUUGACAGGAACGGUUGUCACUGAGACUGCUGUUUCCGGGUUUGUAACUGCAACACGACAAGGUGCUGGCAUAGGCGAUCCGCCUCAAAGACAGCUGGAUAUCGAAGCCAAGGGGCCUCCUCUUGCAGUUCAGCCGACUCGCGAUUCCGCACAGAUCGCCAAGCAGAGUGUCGAACGAGCCGCUUGUGAGUCGCCGCAAACAUCCAUGGCGUCAAGCGCUGACUGGAGAGACAAGCUUCGUCACGCGAAAGCAGUCUCAGCGGCAGACGUUCGUGGUCAAAGCGAUCGAAUGAUGGUCUUACAGCUUGCUGACGAUACUUCCGCUUCCGCAGCUGGGGCAGGGCCAGCUCGAAUCUCCGGCAACAACGCUGCUUGGGCGGUGUCUUCACAGGCGCGUGCAACGCCGAGUCGUUCACCAAGGACCCCGACCCUUGAGACGGUAGGCAGCGUUGUGCGAAACGUCAGCAAGCGUCUCAGUUCAACGGUAACGGAGCUCUUCGAGGACCUGGACCGUAGCGCUUGA